Closterium sp. Naga37s-1 is the source of this 1746-nucleotide messenger RNA. The record is from the annotation of a GenBank genome assembly. NCBI's taxonomy places the organism in Eukaryota, Viridiplantae, Streptophyta, Zygnematophyceae, Desmidiales, Closteriaceae.
AUGCCACUUCGUUCCAUGUCAUUCGCAACUGUUAAGCGAGACUCAACGCAUGCUCGUUGUAUGAUCUCCCUCCACCCACCCCACCAGUUUCGCGAGCUUCUGAUCUUGUGCAACCAGCACUGCGGGCAGAAGAACUUCAUACCUUCGCACUGGACAGUGGCACGCGACUCGGUGGCGUUUUCAGCAGCCACUCUGCAUGCAGCCGAGGCGAAGCUACAGGGGAAGGAGGGGGAGUUGGGAUGCAAGGUGUCGUACACUAUUGACAUCUGGACUGCGCCCAAUGGGAAAGUUUGGUUAGUUGUGACAGGUCACUGGAUCGACGAGUCGUUUCAGCUACGCGAGGCAGUGCUCGAGUUUCGCGAGCUGCCGGGUCAUCAUGGCGCAGCACAGAUCGCGCAGAUCGUGGAGGACACGAUGGUGAUGUGGGGGUUGGAGGGGCGUUGUCUGGGCCUCACCACAGACAACGCCUCAGCCAACAUUGCCGCGUACAGACGGCUGUCGGAGGAGGGUGGUGGUCGGGCUUUCUUCAACUCCCGCCUGCACUUCAGGUGUGUGUCACAUGUGGUCAACUUGGCAGCGCAGGCAGGACUGAAGGUGGAGGCCGUUCGCGCCUUGUUGAAGGUGCUCAGAGACAUGGCGUCCUGGGUUGGGUAUAGGAUGGGGAGGGGACAUGGGAUUAGUGGCGGAUGUGGCUGGAAUGUGUGCGGCAUGUGUGUGGCAUGUGUGCGGCAUGUGUGCGGCAUGUGUGUGCCAUGUGUAUGCCAUGGCCUGUCGAAGGCGGACAAGGAGAAGGUGGAGAAGAUGCGCCUGUCAGAUGAGCAGUGGGGGAUGUUAAGGGAGCUGAAGAAUUUUCUCAGCCCCUUCAACAAGGUCUCCAAGGCAGCCGAGGGGACGGCGUACCCGACACUGUCGAUGGUGGUGCCGUACUACAACGGCCUCAUCGACGCCAUGGAGGCCAGACUGGCAAAGGGACCCUCGGCGCUGCUGAAGCUUCUAGUCGAAAAGGCGCUGAAAAUCCUGAAGAAGUACGCGUACAUCAGCAGCAACGAGGACUGGAUCGCCACCUUCCUGGAUCCUUCCAUGAAGGCGGCGUGGUUCGACGACCCCCACUGGGAGACGCAGCAUUCAGAGACGGAGCGCAGGGAUAGGCCGCGCCCACCGUCAAGCGUGGUGAUCGCGUUGUUACGAAAUCGGGUGGCCGAGUACCAGGCAGCAGCGAGGGAGCUGGCUCCUAGGCCCACGGCACUUCCCACGGUUGUAGAGGAGGAUGAGGGAGAGAGGGGGGGGGAGGAAGACGACGACCUGUACCUCCCUAGUCGCCGACGCCUUGCGGCGCGUCUGUCUGCGAGCCAGGCGGCGAGGGGGGGUGGUCUUGUGCAGGAUGAUGAGAGGAUCGGUGAGGGCCGCCGCACGAAAGGGGUCGCAGCUCUGGAGAUCGCUAUUGAGGGCGAGGGCGCGGAGGAGGAGGAGGAGGAGGAGGAGGAGGAGGAGGAGGAGGAGGAGGAGGAGGAGGAGGAGGAGGAGGAGGAGGAGGAAGAGGAGGAGGAGGAGGAGGAUGAGGAGGAGGAGGAGGAGGAGGAGGAGGAGGAGGAGGAGGAGGAGGAGGAGGAGGAGGAGGAGGAGGAGGUGGAGGGGGAGGCGGCGGAGGAGGUGGAGGGGGAGGCGGCGGAGGGGAGAGGGGCGGACGCAGUAGCGGGAGGUGGCGAGGAUGGUGGCAUUGGAGGCGGGACUGGGACUGGGCUGUAG